Sphenostylis stenocarpa is the source of this 849-nucleotide messenger RNA. The record is from the annotation of a GenBank genome assembly. Lineage: Eukaryota; Viridiplantae; Streptophyta; Magnoliopsida; Fabales; Fabaceae.
AUGGGGAAUCAGAAGCAGAAGUGGACGCAGGACGAAGAAGACGCGCUCAUCGCCGGAGUUGAAAAGCACGGUCCCGGAAAGUGGAAGAACAUUCUCAAAGAUCCCCAAUUCGCUCCUUUCCUCACUUCCCGUUCCAACAUCGACCUCAAGGACAAAUGGCGGAAUUUGAGCGUCAGUAACGGUUCUCAAGGUUCCAAAGACAAAUCUAGGGUUCCCAAGCUCAAGGCUCUUCCUGCUCCUCCUCCUGCUACCACCUCCACCACCACCACCACCACCACCACCACCACAACUGCCACUCCUCAAAACGCGCAUUCUGAUGUCGCUGCCCCUGAUUCUUCUCAGAAUGACCAGGAUGUCAAAAACCCUCCAAGGUAUAAUGCAAUGGUUUUUGAAGCUCUAUCAGCACUAAAAGAUAAUAAUGGAUCUGACCUAAAUGCCAUUGUUAGUUUCCUCGAGCAAAAGCAUCAGGUUCCUCAAAAUUUUAGAAGGGCAUUAAGUACAAGGUUGAGGAGGCUUGUUAAUCAAGGAAAACUUGAAAAGGAUGCCUCCUCAGGGACAAAAUCAACUUCACCAAAGCCAAAAGAUGUCUGGCCACCGCAGUCACAACCACAAACACAACGGCAAUCCCCACCUUCUGUCUUUACGGCAUCUAAUGAAACAAUAAAGGAAGCUGCUGAUACUGCAGCCUACAGAGUUGCUGAUGCUGAAAGUAAAUCAUAUCUGGCUGCGGAAGCAGUGAAGGAGGCAGAAAAAAUAUCAUUGCUGGUUGAACAUAGUGAUUCAAUGUUGCAGCUAGCAAAAGAUAUAUAUGAACAAUGUUCCCGUGGUGAAAUUAUCCUCUUAGCUUAA